This is a messenger RNA of Lytechinus pictus (painted urchin), 3823 nucleotides long. RefSeq names its product fibropellin-1-like. Gene Ontology annotation, molecular function: calcium ion binding; Notch binding. The record is from RefSeq and is a predicted model, not a curated record. The transcript has 14 exons. NCBI's taxonomy places the organism in Eukaryota, Metazoa, Echinodermata, Echinoidea, Temnopleuroida, Toxopneustidae. Bases 435 to 2252 code for a protein of 605 amino acids.
GUAGAUCGAAUCGAUCUCCAACGUGACGAAACAACCGAUCCGUUACACCAAAUUUAAAGGUAGCCAGAUCAGAGAGCGAUAUCAGACAGAACUACAGAAGGAAUCGCUAAAUUAUCUAGUUUGACUUGAAGUUUCCAUACAAAUGUGUCUGUUAUCGAUUCCCGCCCUGAAAUUUUAUUGUGCCAAUAAUUCAUGAUACCUGCGAGCUUAUUUCAGAGCUAAUUAUUUUGUCUAAUACGCCAUUGCAUGAAUAUUUAGAUCUUUAAAGAAUCGAAUUAAUGAUUUCUAAAGCGUAGAUCGACUAUGUAAUCCAGCAUUCUGAAAUGACUGUUUUCAUCAUGUGAGUGGAUUGGCCGGAAAGCAACAAAAGAAAGCACAUAAAAUCAUCUAGAUUUAGACUGGAUGAACAUACAUAUUCAUGACUCCUUAAAAAAAUGAAGAUGGAAACUUAUUUUCUUCUGACCAGAAUGUUUUUGGUCUUCGUGCAGUUUCUUACGGGAGUGCACUCCGAUCUUGGAGGUUUAAACGAGCAUUCGACUUGCAGUGACGGUCUUGGGCUCAACUAUACCCUGCCCAUGUUUGAGGUCUGCCGUGAGCGCCCCGAUGGUAACGGGGAGAUGGUGGCUACAAUCCCCAAGCUAACUCCGCUUCAUCAUGAGCAUGAAGGUGAUCAAGGAACAUACCCGAACUCUGAGGGAGCGGGGACAGCAGGUCUCCGUCGGUGCAGAUUUCCGGAUUGCCUUAGUAACCCGUGUCAAAACGGCUGGUGUGAGGAGACUAUGAUAGGAUUCAAGUGCCACUGCUCGGAAGGGUACACCGGGAAAAAUUGUGAAAAUACUCUACCAACGCAGAAAUCUACAACUGAAGAAGCCGAUGAAUGUUCCAGAAAUCCCUGUGCUAAAGGCGCCCUCUGCAGUCUGGAAGGAGACACGUACAAAUGUGACUGCCCCCUGGGCUGGACAGGACACGACUGUGACAUCGAUCUGGAUGAAUGCACAAGUCAACCAUGUAAACACGAUGGAGUAUGUGUGGACGGUGUAAACGCAUAUACUUGUUUGUGUGAAGUUGGAUGGACUGGAAGGAGUUGUGGACAGAAUGUUAAUGACUGUGCCAAAGAUCCGUGUCGAAAUGGCGCCGAAUGCCACGAUGGUUUAAACAGUUAUACAUGUGAAUGUACUAACGGAUGGGAAGGAUCAACUUGCGAUAUCAAUAUUGAUGACUGUGCCGAAGAACCGUGUCAAAAUGGCGCCGAAUGCCAUGAUGGUUUAAACAGUUACACAUGCGAAUGUACUGAUGGAUUGGAAGGAUUAAACUGCGAUGUCAACAUAGACGAUUGUGAAAGCGACCCCUGUCAACACGACGGUGUGUGUCUGGAUGACUUGAAUAGAUACACCUGCCAGUGCAUAGGAGGAUGGCAAGGAAACAACUGUGAAAACGAUAUUGAUGAAUGUAGUAGCAAUCCGUGCAGCAAUCAGGGUGUCUGCAUCAACGAUAUUAAACGUUACACCUGUCGGUGUACCGAUGGAUGGACUGGUUCAAACUGUGAAACAGACAUCGACGAAUGUUCUAGUCAUCCAUGUAAUAAUGAUGGAGAAUGCCGUAAUGAACUGAAUGGGUACAGCUGCGAAUGUACAGAGGGGUGGUCUGGUACCCACUGCGAAAUAAGGAGUGCGUGUGCGCUUGAACCGUGCAGCAAUGGAGGCACAUGUGUGGAAGAAGCAAACGGUUACACGUGUUCAUGCAGUACAGACUUCACGGGGACCAACUGUGAAACAGCAUUUUCAGACCUAUGUCCGUCGGGGUGGUUCUACCAUGGACAAAAGUGUUAUUCCCUGGAAGAAAGCUCUUCUUAUGGUACGACUCACGAUACUGCAAAAACUACUUGUAGUAGCAUACGUGUCGAUCUACAAGGCGAUGCCGGAGAGAGACAGGCAUCGUUGCUAUUUGUUGAAAGUCAAGAAGAAACUGACGCCAUUUCCAAAAGGUUCCUGCCAUUGGGUGGAUACUUUAGACGACUAUGGCUGAAUUGCAGUAACAUGUCUGGAACGUGGGUCUGUGAAAAGGAUGCUUCGGGGACUACUUCCUCUUACAGGAAUUGGUACCCGGGCCAACCUGAUGCGAAUGUGGGCUAUGCUAUUAUUAGAAACAUAUCAAAUGAUGAUUCGACUUAUCAAUUCAAAUGGUAUGACAGGGUAGAUUGCUACCUCUUCUGCUAUUAUGGUCCGCGGACAGUGUGUCAAAUACAUUUGUGAAUAAUUAUAUCAAAUACAUUUUUUGUGACUAAUUGUAUCAAAUACAUUUGUGAAUAAUUAUAUCAAAUACAUAUUGUGAAAUACAGCUGCAGUGUACGGCGCUUUUCCAAGAAUGGCCCAAAGCGCUUACAGCAAGAAAAAGAAUAUGUUAAAGCAUAACAUGCAUUGGAAGAUAAAAAUGUCCCUAGUCCCUUUUUAGAUUAAGAGACAGAUGGUGAUUUCCUUAGUCAAAUAAGCAGUUACAGUUAAAGUCCUGUCCCCAGCCAGUUUCCGUGUAAUUUUGUAUGUGAGAGGAAGUGGGUCACUGGUGGCUCGUACAUUCCUGCAAGAGUUACAGGGUCGCUCAAUCAUUUUGAUAUUGAGGGUCCCGUAACACAAAACUUAGCAAUGAUCGUACAACAAUUUUCUACGAUUGAUUGCAUUGACUAUUUUUUUUUUCCUUUUAAUUGUUCCUGUCCUUUGCUUUUUUUUUUUUCUCUCCGUUAUGUGUAUGGUUUUUUUUUCUGUCUAUUUCUCCCGUUUGUUGUUGUUGGUAUGUUAGUUUGUUCAACUUUGGGGUCUGAUAGGGGGGCUCAUGGGACGUCUUUUAUUAUUUGCUUUAUAGCUGCAUACAUAAGUUGUUAAAAUGUUAUUUUUGCAUGAGUUCAGAUUAUGUCUCUUUUCUGAUACAAUUUGCCUGCUAUGUUUAUUACACUGUUAUUUACUUUGUGUAUUGCACUGCUGCAAUUAUCAUUUUGUUCUAUAUUUGCUUGAUUAUGUAUGUAAAUUUAUUUGAAUGAAUAAUAAAGAUCACUACAAAACAAAAACUACAAUAUACAAUCAAUCGUAAAUAGUCAAACGUACGAUCAAUCGCUAAUGUUUGUGUUACGGGACCCUGAUUUGAAAACUUAAAAAGUAAUUAGACAACUCGCGUGAACACGAAGAUAACGCGUCGUUUAUAGAAAAAGGGGCUAGAUACUGUUUAUGUGAUCUGGGCCCGAUAACACAAAGGUUAGCAAUUAUUCUACGCUUGAUUUUUACGAUUAAUUGUACAUCUUGUAAACAAUUUUUUAUCGGCAUUACUCCUAUGUGUUUGAGAUCGAAUGCUCGAUCUGUAAUGAAAAUCAUAAGUCAGAAAAAAUUAGAACCAGUGGAAUUCGAAUCUGUCAUCUACUGCUUGCCGGGCAGCGACUUAACCACCAGGCUAUUCUGGUUCACGGUGAACUGGAAUUCAAUACCCUCGAUCCUCUUCUUUCUGACUCAUUAUGCAAAUGCAGUCCGCCGUGGACAAUAGAUAGUGAAUAAAGAAGCUUUUUAAUAGGAGAAAUUAUAAUUUGUAAACACAUUUUUUCGGCAUUACUCCUAUGUGUUUGGGAUCGUAUGCUCGAUUUGUAUAAAUUAUAAUUUGUAAACAUUGUACAUUGUAUUCAAUGCAAUCAAUCAUGAAAAAAAUGUUCUACGAUGAAUGCUAAGCUUUGUGUUACGGGAUGCUGCUGUUGCUGUUUUAAUGUAAGCUUCCUAACGACGUGUUAUACUUUAAAAAGAAAUGUCCAAUUACAAAAAAAAUAUUUAGAAAAUGUCACAACGAUUUG